AGGAAGGGAGGAGGGCCCCAGACAGACAGCGUGGCUGCAUUGCCGCAGCAAGUCAACUUGUCCAGUCGACCAAGCGGCUCAGCUGCUCAUAACAUCCUCAGGUUGAGCCCUUCUGACUGGACACUUUGGACAUCUCUUCUCUCACUGUGCAUCUCACUACUCACAACACAGGAGGAUUUAUUGUCGCUGUGGAAGAGCGGCUUUUGUCACAGACAGCUAGCACAAAAGGCUGAUAAACGUCAGCCUGCUUUGCCCGGCACCGGGAGCCACCAGCCGGCCGGAGGGGACCGGGGGGUGGGUGGUUAGCAGGGAAGGCGAGCUAACUGGCAUUAGCCUGGGAAAGCUUCUUGGAGCAGCAUCCCUCAAACACUUCACUGCGUUGACGCCAACUCAACGGGUGUGAAGAUGGUUUGAAACAUGAAGGGCGGAACUGUCCCAUCAUCACAAUAGGAGGACUUCUCUCUUGGGUUGUGCUCUGCAGCUUAACUGUGUGACUGAGCUGGGAGACAGAGAGCAAGAUGCCUCCCAGGCCGUCCUCAGGGGAGCUAUGGGGCAUCCACUUGAUGCCUCCCAGGAUCCUAGUGGACUGCCUGCUGCCCAAUGGGAUGAUUCUGACCCUGGAGUGUCUCCGCGAGGCCACGCUCAUCACCAUCAAACAUGAGCUGUUCAAAGAGGCAAGGAAAUAUCCCCUCCAUCACCUCCUACAGGAGGAGACGUCCUACAUCUUUGUCAGUGUUACACAGGAAGCAGAGCGGGAGGAGUUCUAUGACGAGACCCGGAGACUGUGUGACCUCCGACUCUUUCAGCCCUUCCUCAAGGUCAUUGAACCAGUUGGCAACAGAGAGGAAAAGAUCCUCAACAGAGAGAUUGGUUUCGCCAUUGGUAUGCCUGUGUGUGAGUUUGACCUUGUGAAGGAUCCCGAGGUCCAGGACUUCAGGAGAAACAUCCUGAAUGUUUGUAAAGACUCUGUGGAACUGAGAGAUGCCAGCGGGCCCCACAGUAGAGCGCUGUAUGUUUACCCACCCAACGUAGAAUCCACAGAGGAACUUCCCAAACACAUCUAUAGCAAACUGGACAAAGGUCAGAUCAUUGUUGUGAUCUGGGUGAUUGUUUCUCCGAACAACGACAAACAAAAAUAUACAUUGAAGAUCAACCAUGACUGUGUGCCUGAACAGGUGAUAGCAGAGGCCAUCCGUAAGAAGACACGCAGCAUGCUGCUGUCCCCUGAGCAGCUGAAGAUGUGUGUUCAGGAAUAUCAGGGUAAAUACAUCCUCAAAGUUUGUGGCUGUGAUGAGUACCUGCUGGAAAAGUACCCCAUCAGCCAGUAUAAGUAUAUCCGUAGUUGCAUCAUGCUGGGCAGGAUGCCUAACCUGAUGCUAAUGGCAAAGGACAGCCUUUACACCCAGUUGCCUACAGAUAACUUUGUCAUGCCGUCGUACUCUCGACGCAUCUCCACGGCAACAUCCUAUAUGAAUGGCGAGGCAGCUGCCAAGUCGCUGUGGACCAUCAACGGAACUCUGCGAAUACGAAUCCUCUGUGCCACCUACGUUAACGUGAACAUACGGGACAUAGACAAGAUAUAUGUGAGAACAGGGAUUUACCAUGGAGGUGAACAGAUGUGUGACAACGUUAACACACAGAGAGUACCCUGCUCUAACCCCAGGUGGAAUGAGUGGCUCACAUACGACAUGUAUAUCCCAGACAUACCCCGUGCUGCCAGACUCUGCCUCUCCAUCUGCUCUGUCAAGGGCAGGAAGGGAGCCAAAGAGGAGCACUGUCCACUAGCUUGGGGUAAUAUCAACUUGUUUGACUACACUCACACCCUGGUGGCUAACAAGAUGGCUCUGAACCUCUGGCCUGUCCCUCAUGGUCUUGAAGACCUUCUCAAUGCCAUAGGCGUCACUGGAUCCAACCCUAAUAAGGAAACCCCAUGUCUGGAGCUGGAGUUUGACCACUUUAGUAGUCCAGUCAAAUACCCAGAUAUGAACGCAGUGGAGGAUCAUGCAAACUGGACCAUCUCAAGGGAACUGGGGUUUAACUACACCCUCUCUGGACAGAGCAACCGUGUGGCCAGAGAUCACGCACUGACAGAGAGCGACACUGAGCAGCUGAGACAGCUGAGUAACAGAGACCCUCUUUCAGAAAUCACUGAGCAGGAGAAAGACUUCCUCUGGAGACACAGGCACUACUGCAUGAACAUCCCUGAGAUCCUUCCCAAGAUCCUUCUCGCUGUCAAAUGGAACUCCAGAGAUGAAGUAGCACAGAUGUACUGUCUGUUGAAGGAAUGGCCAUCUAUCCGUCCUGAGCAGGCCAUGGAGCUGUUGGACUGCAACUAUCCGGACCCCAUGGUCAGGCACUUUGCUGUACGCUGCCUUGACAAAUACCUGACUGAUGACAAGCUCUCCCAGUACCUCAUCCAGCUUGUACAGGUAUUAAAAUAUGAGCAGUAUCUUGACAAUCCCCUGGCCCGUUUUCUCCUCAAAAAAGCCCUGACCAAUCAAAGGAUAGGACAUUUCUUCUUCUGGCAUCUCAAGUCAGAAAUGCACAAUAAAACAGUGAGCCAGAGGUUUGGCCUGCUGUUAGAGGCUUACUGCAGGGCUUGUGGCAUGUACCUCAAACACCUGAGCAGACAGGUGGAAGCCAUGGAGAAGCUCAUUAACCUCACUGACAUCCUGAAACAGGAGAAAAAGGACGAGACACAAAAGGUCCAGAUGCGGUUUCUUGUGGACCAGAUGAAGAGACCGGACUACAUGGAUGCCCUGCAGAACUUCACUUCUCCUCUUAACCCGGCGCACCAACUGGGAAACCUGAGGUUAGAUGAAUGCAGGAUCAUGUCAUCAGCUAAGAGACCAUUGUGGCUCAACUGGGAGAAUCCUGACAUCAUGUCUGAGCUCCUCUUUCAGAAUAACGAGAUAAUCUUCAAAAAUGGAGAUGACUUGCGGCAGGAUAUGCUGACGUUGCAGAUUAUUAAAAUCAUGGAGAAUAUUUGGCAGAAUCAGGGACUGGACCUGCGGAUGCUUCCCUACGGCUGCCUGUCAUUAGGAGACUGUGUGGGGCUCAUUGAGGUGGUUCGCAGCUCACACACCAUCAUGCAGAUUCAGUGUAAAGGAGGCUUGAAAGGAGCCCUGCAGUUCAACUCAAACACUCUGCAUCAGUGGCUCAAGGACAAAAACAAGGGCGAGAUGUAUGACAUGGCUGUGGAUCUGUUUACGAGGUCCUGUGCUGGCUACUGUGUAGCUACAUUUAUUCUGGGGAUAGGAGACAGGCACAACAGCAACAUUAUGGUCAAAGACGAUGGACAGUUGUUUCAUAUAGAUUUUGGCCAUUUCCUGGAUCAUAAGAAGAAGAAAUUUGGCUACAAGAGAGAGCGAGUGCCCUUUGUACUGACGCAAGACUUCCUCAUCGUCAUCAGCAAGGGAUCCCAGGAGUGUGCGAAGACCAAAGAGUUUGAGAGGUUUCAGGAGAUGUGUUAUAAAGCCUACCUGGCCAUCCGGCAGCAUGCAAAUCUCUUCAUCAACCUGUUCUCCAUGAUGUUGGGCUCUGGCAUGCCUGAGCUGCAGUCAUUUGAUGACAUUGCCUACAUUAGGAAGACUCUGGCCCUGGAGAAAAGCGAACAGGAGGCACUGGACUACUUUAUGAAACAGAUGAACGAUGCUCACCAUGGAGGAUGGACCACCAAGAUGGACUGGAUAUUCCACACAAUUAGGCAGCAUGCACUAAACUGAUCUCCUGCACACAGAACAAAAGCCACCAGUCCCACACGGUGGGUGGGUUGACUUCUGUUAGCCAGCCGAACCACACAGCAUCAGUCGUUCAAGGAAUUUCAGUUCUUUAUUACGGCAGACACCACAAACAGUUCACUGAUGAUGGAAGUUUGCAGCUUUUAUUCCCAUUUAUACACCGGCAUCAUUUCUGUUAAACGAGGUUCCUGUUUUCAUCUGCCUUUUUGUGUGGUCUCAAUGAUGCCCUCGCACUACCCUCUCCUUGUUCUGCAUCUACAACAGAGUGUUGUCUUCAUGUCCCUGUGAAAAUGUACUCUACCUGGCUGAUGCUUGUGUCCUUGGCUACUAAACUUCCACCGGGUAACCAAGGAAACCCCUUAUCCUGCUGCUCUUGCCGGAAAAACACAAAACGGACAAAGCAGCGUAAAGAAGAUGUAUCUGCCAAUCUCUAAAUGUAGCCACAAAGUAAGUUCAACUUGCUGCUCUUCUGCUGUAUUAGUGCUGCACUGUGGCUCCACCCUGAAAAGGAGGUGCUUGGGGAAACCUUUUUAUUUUAUUUUAUUUUUUCAAAUCGUAUCACUGCUGAGAAGAUAGCUGGCACAAGGAACUGUCUAAAUUAUCUUACCUGACAUAAAUGUUAUCAAAUUUGUUGUACAGUGCAGGAUUACAGGAGUAUGGGGACUCGGCUCCUGUGAUGAAGUACCACCGCACAGUGGUGGUGUCAGCUUUUAACCCUUUCAAAAGCUCAAAAACUGCAGACGAGUCUCUGGGUUGUUUUGCGCAGCUCUGCAGUCUCCCACGGCCUCAAUGAAAAAGCACUCCACCUGCCAUUUGGAACAUUUGGCGGCGGCAGUGCAACUCUUAGACUCUUGUGUAAACUUCAGGGUGAUGAUGCCUCUCCAUCAGAAAAACAGCACUUAGAAUAAUAUACAGAUUUAUUAUGACUUUUUAAAUUUAUUUAUGUAUCUAGUCUCUUUGAGUUUCUACACGGGCAAAACGCUAACUCAGCUCUCCGGAAACACGCCUUUCGUUUGUGUAAAUAUAUUUCGAGUUUUUUGUAUUUGUGUUUGCCUUACCUAUCUUCUUCUGAACCACGAGUGCAAGUUCCCAUUACCUCCAUGUUAGAGUUUUGCUCACGUACUGCUGAUUCCCCCCUUUUUAAAUUUUUUUUUUGCCUCAGUCACUUUUAAGUUAAACAUCUCAUUUGACCCGAUCAGCAGUAGGCCAGUUUGUUUUAUUGUGUCUAGUUUGCAGCCCUACUUGGAAUUCUAAAGAUUAAUUUGGCAUCAAGAGUCAAAGUGCCAGUCUCAUAUUUUAUGAAUAACGGGCCCUAUUUUAAGCCCCUGGCUGUCUGUUUUGAUGGUGAGCAGAGGCCCAGAGGAAAGUCGCGUCUUCCUGUUGAGAAAAUGCCUUGGCGUCACAGCACAGCACUCCACAACACUGCACACUCCUAAGCCCAACAAAGUCUGCCUAAACAAGCUGUAGUAAGCAAACCAUCAGCACUAUUAACAUGAAAAGCAUGAAGAGGCUAGCUUUCAACUUCAUUGUGUAUGAUUUGAUGUAACAACGUUAGGUUGAUGGUGUUUAGUGUGUUGACCCGUGGACAGCGUGCGCACAUUUGGUGGAAUUUUCUACACACUGAUCCCAUAACCCUGGCUGUGUUCGAGCCUUGCUUCCUGUUGCCAGGCACCGUUAAAGCCAUGCUCUAACCCUUUUUUGUUAAAUCAAAAGAUUUUUUUCCAACAGGAACCUUUUGAGCGUGUAGCUUGUGACGGCAUCUUUAGCAAAUCAAGUGAAACAGCGCAUGUGGGUGAGAUUUAGUAAUCCAGGCACAUUGGCUGAUCUUUCAAAUUUGAUUGGAUCGCUCAAAAACAGGUGUGGUUUAGCAAAUACAAAUAUAAUUUUCAAACAAACAAGCUUCAUUCUUUGGACACAUGUGUCCUACUGUCAUUUUACUCUGCUAGCUAAUAUGAGCCACUAGCUAACAGUCAAGUGCAGUUUUAUACGAUGGGCUAGAUAAUCAUUACAGUCACAUUUCAUUGGAUUCAUUUGUGUUAAAGAUGAGUCAUCAAAAAGGUUUCACAGAAAGAGAAAAGGGAAGGAUUUCGCAUGAGAAUGCAUUUUAGAGACCAUAGCUGACUCGUCUCUGGAAGUAUAUGUUCAUUUUGGAAUUAUCUCAACAAUCAUUGUUAAAACAGGUAUUUUAAUGAACUCUUGAGUGGCAGUUUUACAGAUAUUUCAGUGGCAUUAAGAAACACUCGCACUGUGUGCUUUGCUGAGGAAAGAAUGUAGUUAUUUAGAAGAGACGGUGCCUCCUCACGAGCACCCCCUGACGCCCUCACAGUAUUCCUAGGAAGACAUAUGGAUGUGCGCAUAGCUAAAUUAUCUUCGUAACCCUUCAGUAUGAAACUCGGAUCUGCCAGCGGAAAAGAAAGUCUGCACUUUGCCAGUUUAACUGUUGAUUGUAUCAAAAAGCCAAAGUUGUGGACUUCCAAUGUGGCACACGUGUGUUAUACCUUUUAUUAUUGCAGCAUUAACAGCUAGAAUGUAUUGGAUUGCUAACAUGGACAUUUAUGUGCACUCAUCUUUUUAUGUUUUUGCAUCAUUCGUGUUUGUUUUUCUUUUUAAUGUCGGAUGCAGUGCCACUAAACAUACAGUAGGUAGUCAGCAAAGAGCUCGUCGCCCUUUCCUUCUUUUUCUCAAUGUGCCAAAUCAGGCGUCACCGAGGCCUGCGAAAGCUAAUGCUGGAAGUGCAUCACGCAGUUACAGAAUUUCUAAGAAGAAAAAAGACAAAGGUUGGGGUAUGCACUUAAAAAAAAAUCAAGAUCUCAAUGCCUUUUAUGUCCAAAAGGACUCUGUAAGAAAAGAGUUAGCUUAGUAUGCAUGUUUCUCAAGCAGCAUUACCAGUAUGUAUGUACAGUUACAGUCAAAAGUCUUUUUCUAUGGGAGGCUUCACGUGUGACAAACAAACCCAUAGUGUUGUUCUCUUUAAUAUCUUUUCCCAAGUCUUCUCUAAAUCGAUAGCGUGUGUGUGUGCAAGUGUGUUUGCGUGCGCUCAUAUGCAUUAAUUGUCCUUCUGUACAGGUUGCAGAGCUUCAUUGGCAGGUCCCAAUGAAAAUACCCACACUACGUAUGUACAGUAUGUACACGUCCAUGUGUCUGUGUGUGAUGACACUUAGCUGUUGAAGUGAUUGUGUCUCUAAGUGUUUUGUAAAACUUUUUCUUUUUUUUUCGUUGUUCACUGGCUGGUCUGUGCCAGAGACGGAAAAACAAAAAAAACAGAAAUAUGCUGAAGUUUUUUGCACCGGAAACAGACGAGAGGAGACGGAGAAACUUUUUUUCAUACAUGAGUUGUAAAUGUUUUACUUGAAAUGUCACGAAUCAGAACCACAGCUGUGUUUUGUUGGUUUAAAGUUGGGAGGCAGGGGGGGUCUAAUGUCUAUUUAGUACUGAUUGUGUGAGUGUGUGAGUGUGUGUGUGUGUGUGUGUGUGUGUGUGUGUGUGUGUGUGUGAGUGAGUGAGUGAGUGAGUAUUUAACUACGUAAGCACCGAAGGUUCACGCAUAAUGUACAGGCAUGUUUGUUUGAUACUAGUCAUGAAUGUUACUGAUGCCACAGUCCUGAAUUUCAGAGUGAAAACUUCUAAGAUCAGGUGCAGUGAGAACUGUCUCACAGGAUUUAAUCUUAAAUUUUCAUCCUCAGCCUCAAAAUCAUAAGAACGUCUAAGUGAUAGUUCUCUCCAACUACGGCACUGAAUUGUUGCUCUAGUUUCGUAAGUGAAGGCUUUAACAAUGAAAACGCAGGCCCAUAGUUACAAAUCUAAUUAUCACAGGACCCGGUGAACUGGCUUUGUCUGUCUUUUGUCACUAAGCCAGCUCAUCUGAUUGCAUGAAUCAACAGUGUGCAGGAGAUUGAAUAUCACAUAAUGAUAUAUAAUCUCUGUGCAUGCUGUUUAACUAAGUGAGGUGAAGUUGAAGAUGAUCUCAUUUACACAUGCAGAGAAGUACUGAUGUGUGAAGUUUAAGAGGCGGAGAAUCCUGCUGUUUGCCCUCGAUAAUACAAUCAUCUGAUCUGAUUCCAACCAACAGUGGACAUUAUAACAGAAUAUAAUGCAAUUCAAUGUGCAAAAUAAAAUAAAUACUAUUUUGUGGCAGCAAGUGUUCCAUUUUUGAUGAGCAUUGGACAACACUUUAUUCUGAGGUGUUUUCUUUUCCUGUUCUCGUUAUUCUGUCCACCACCUUGUAUGAAUAUGAAGCCUGAUGAAUUCUUUCUGUAAAGCAGUCAAAACUCACAGGUUUUUUUAGAAAGCUUUUGAAACUUAUGAAUUUCAAAGAGUUUUAUUCUCUUACAUUUGCCUGGAAAAAAUCAGCAUCGGAUCAAAGAGAAGAGAAAUUAUUAGAUUUAUUGAUCAUUUGCGGUCAGUUAUGAGGCUUCUGAAAUGUCCCAAACUCUUCACUUUAUUGACUAACUGGUCUGUGGUUUCAUGGUCUUUUCUGUAUGCAGUGCUCUAAACUCCAUUUAACUGUGUCAGUAAUAUAUUUCCAACAUACCAUGCUGUCAGAACUAUACUAUGAAUGAAUGUACAAUGGGCCAAUGUAUUGUUUUUCACAGCCUACCUGCAUGAGAUUGGGUAAAAAUGAAUAUUCUUCUUGCUACAUUUUUUUUUUUUUUUUUUUAGUCUGCUAAGCAGCCAUACAGAUGUUUAUAAAGGAAUGCCUUAAGUUUGCUCCCUGUAGGAACAGUUUCUAGGACACGUUCAUCCUCACAAUAACCUGCGUUUUUUAUUUAUAAAUGUACAUUGUGUUGCAGUUUUGGCUCCCUGGUCACAGAGUUAAAGGUUUGUACCCUGACUGACUGACUGACUGGUCAUCUGAGUGUUCUGUGAAGAUGUACAAAUAAAUUUGUUAAACAUUCA
Molecule: messenger RNA, 8636 nt
Organism: Larimichthys crocea (large yellow croaker)
Lineage: Eukaryota; Metazoa; Chordata; Actinopteri; Sciaenidae
Product: phosphatidylinositol 4,5-bisphosphate 3-kinase catalytic subunit alpha isoform
Exons: 26
Coding region: 519-3725 (1068 amino acids)
Biological process (GO): phosphatidylinositol-mediated signaling; phosphatidylinositol 3-kinase/protein kinase B signal transduction; cell migration
Cellular component (GO): phosphatidylinositol 3-kinase complex, class IA; plasma membrane; phosphatidylinositol 3-kinase complex, class IB
Molecular function (GO): 1-phosphatidylinositol-4-phosphate 3-kinase activity; 1-phosphatidylinositol-3-kinase activity
Source: RefSeq, a predicted model, not a curated record